Messenger RNA from Morus notabilis, 1053 nucleotides. RefSeq lists its product as uncharacterized. Bases 1 to 1041 code for a protein of 346 amino acids. The transcript is spliced from 5 exons. The record is from RefSeq and is a predicted model, not a curated record. Lineage: Eukaryota; Viridiplantae; Streptophyta; Magnoliopsida; Rosales; Moraceae.
AUGCCGGUCACCGGCCAAAAGUGGCCACCUUGGUCGAAGAACUCCAGACUUAAGCGGCAGCACAGCGUCGACUACUGGAUGAUGUGCUCGCUUCUGUACGACGGUGAUGGGAGAGAAGUCGUUAGGGUUUCGGAUUCAGAAAUGGUUGAAGCCUUCUUCGUGUCGUUCUUCUCCUCUCCAAGCUUCAACACUCACGGCCAUAACAUGACCGAUCUGAAAACUCAGAUUGAUCACCAAUUGCAGGGUUGGCCUGAGUUUGUAAAGUAUUAUUCCCUAGGCUUUGGGCACUUUCUAGUUUUUAGAUAUGAAGGGAAUUCUAGAUUCCAUGCUUGCAUAUUUGAUACAACUACCGUCGAGAUCGAAUAUCCUCUUAUUCGAGCGCAUUCUGAUGGGCCUAAAAGAAAAGAAAUCAAAGAUGAUGACUCUGUUGAAGUCUUGGAGGAUUUGUCACCACAUCCCAGAAAAAGAAAGAGCUCUCCUUUACCAUGUUCUCAGCCCCACAAGAAAUUCAGAACCAGUCCCAUUUGUGAAACCGAUAUCAAAGGGACUCGAAACAAUGAAAGGAUACUUAAGAAUUCAAUGAGGAAUGGAGAUUUACACCAUUCAAAGUCAAUGAGAGUUUCUGCUGAAGAUGGUAAUGGGGACAAAUCUAUCAUGCCAAGAUGGAGGCUAUCUGAGGUGCAAAGCUUUACUUACAAGGUUGUCAUCAAACCAUCUCAUGUCGCUGGUAAUCGGGGCAGAACUAACUCAUUGAAGCCAAAGAGAAAUGUAAAAGUCAAGACUGAGUGUGAUUGUACUAGCAAACAUCAAGAGGAAACUAAAGUUGAACCCGGCAAGUUUUGGCAAGGCCAGGUCACUCGUGUUCCGAAAUUUUCAGGAGAUUCUAGAGCCACUGAAGCAGCCAGCAGAUUCUCAUCGAAAAAUCCCUUCUUCAAAAAGCUAAUAACUUCAUCUUACCUCCAUACUCAUGUAGAAUUACAAUUAGUUUCACACAAAUAUGGUUCACAUGUGGGUUUUCCGCAUGAAAAAGUGGCUAAUUAAGGAUCCUAGCUC